Molecule: messenger RNA, 7250 nt
Organism: Psammomys obesus (fat sand rat)
Lineage: Eukaryota; Metazoa; Chordata; Mammalia; Rodentia; Muridae
Gene: Sorbs1
Product: sorbin and SH3 domain containing 1
Exons: 33
Coding region: 186-4196 (1336 amino acids)
Biological process (GO): cell-substrate adhesion
Cellular component (GO): nucleus; cytoplasm; cell-substrate junction
Molecular function (GO): protein binding
Source: RefSeq, a predicted model, not a curated record
CUGUGUACCCAGCAGUGUGUUGCAUGGACAAAUGCCCCUAAGUCCUGGCAACAGGGGUCUUAGUGCUGUUUUGCUCAUUUGGCAUAUGGAGACAUGGAGGUUUACAGUGGAGCCAGUGUGAAGCACCUAGAAAGUUUCUCUGCUGGCUAGAGUUGAUGUGAAGAAGUUAAUUAAUUGCUCUUUUAAUGACGAGCUCGCUCUCCCACCUCUGCUGUCUUCCGAAACUAACUACAGAAGAGCCAUCCGGAGCCCCAGCUGUACAAGACUUGCCUGCCACCAGCAUGAGUUCUGAAUGUGAUGCUGGAAGCUCGAAAGCCGUUGUGAAUGGCUUGGCACCUGGCAGCCAUGGGCCAGACAAAGCAACUGCAGACCCUUUACGUGCGCGCUCUAUUUCUGCUGUUAAAAUAAUUCCUGUGAAGACAGUGAAAAGCCCUACAGGCCUAGUACUCCCUCCAGACAUGGACCCAACAAAAAUUUGCACUGGGAAAGGAACCGUGACCCUUCGGGCCUCCUCUUCCUACAGGGAAACCCCAAGCAGCAGCCCUGUGAGCCCCCAGGAAUCUCCAAAGCAUGAGAGCAAGUCAGGCCUGGAGCCGGAGGACCCUUCGGCAGAUGAGUGGAAACUUUCUUCCAGUGCCGAUGCCAAUGGCAACGCCCAGCCCUCCCCUCUUGCUGCCAAGGGCUACAGAAGUGUACAUCCCAGCCUUUCUACUGACAAGCCCCAGGCUGCCACCUCCUCCAGCCCAGCCCCGUCUGAGGUAAUAGUUGUCCCUCACUACCUGGUUAAUACUGACAGAGGGCAAGAAGGCACUGCCCGAACUCCAGCAUCUCUGGGGCCGCUUGGCUGCGUCCACACUCUCCCGGCGACCACCCCUGCUGCCUCACCUCUGACCUUCCCGACACUAGAUGAUUUCAUUCCCCCUCAUCUGCAGAGGCGACCCCAGCACAGCCAGCCAGCCAGUGCUUGUGGCUCCCUCUCCCCUGCUAGCCAGACGCCACCACCCUCACCACCACCUCCGCUGGUCCCUCCCAUACCGGAGGACCUCCACAGAGGCUUGGAGCCUGACCUCCCGGGAGCUGUCUCAAGUACCGGCGGUCCUUUACUAACUGAAGUUUCUUCUUCCCAUAUUGAAACUGAUUCUCAAGCCUUCCCUCCAACAAGCAAAGCUUCAUCUGCCUACCCCUCCACCACAAUCGUCAACCCCACCAUUGUGCUUUUGCAGCAUAAUCGAGAACAGCAAAAACGACUCAGUAGUCUUUCAGAUCCUGCCUCAGAGAGAAGAGUUGGUGAGCAGGACUCAGUGCCAACCCCAGCAGAACUCACUUCGCCCAGCAGGGCUGCUGAAAGGAGAGCAAAGGAUGACGGCAGGCGGGUGGUGAAGAGCGCACAGGACCUGAGCAAUGUGUCUAUGGAUGAAGUGGGCAUUCCACUCCGGAAUACCGAGAGAUCGAAAGACUGGUACAAAACCAUGUUUAAACAGAUCCACAAGCUGAACAGAGACACUCCUGAAGAAAACCCUUAUUUCCCUACGUACAAAUUCCCUGAACUUCCUGAAAUCCUGCAAAAUUCUGAAGAGGACAACCCUUACACUCCUACCUACCAGUUUCCUGCAUCUACUCCUAGUCCUAAGUCUGAAGAUGAUGAUUCUGAUCUACAUUCUCCUCGAUACUCCUUUUCUGAAGACACAAAAUCUCCCCUUUCUGUGCCUCGCUCAAAAAGUGAGAUGAACUACAUUGACACGGAGAGAGUGGUUAAGAGGUCGGCCACACUCCCCCUUCCAGCCCGCUCAUCCUCACUCAAGUCCAGCCCAGAGAGAAACGACUGGGAGCCUCCUGAUAAGAAAGUGGAUACCAGAAAAUACCGAGCAGAGCCCAAAAGCAUUUACGAAUAUCAGCCGGGCAAGUCCUCCGUUCUGACCAAUGAGAAGAUGAGUCGGGAUAUAAGCCCAGAAGAGAUAGAUUUAAAGAAUGAACCUUGGUAUAAAUUCUUUUCGGAAUUGGAGUUUGGGAAACCGCCUCCCAAAAAGAUAUGGGACUAUACUCCUGGAGACUGCUCUAUCCUUCCUAGAGAGGAUAGAAAGACUAAUCUAGAAAAAGAUCUCAACUUCUGCCAAACAGAGUUAGAGGCAGAUUUAGAGAAAGUGGAGACGAUUAAUAAAUCACCCAGUGCAAACCCGCCACAGAGCUCAGCAGUCAGCCCGACUCCAGACAUUACCUCAGAGCCUCCUGGAUAUAUCUAUUCUUCCAACUUCCAUGCAGUGAAGAGAGAAUCAGAUGGGAGCCCCGGGGGUCUCGCUAGCUUGGAGAAUGAGAGGCAGAUUUAUAAAAGUGUCUUGGAAGGUGGCGACAUCCCUCUUCAAGGCCUGAGCGGGCUCAAGAGACCCUCCAGCUCAGCUUCCACUAAAGAUUCAGAGUCACCAAGACAUUUUAUACCAGCUGAUUACUUGGAGUCCACAGAAGAAUUUAUUCGGAGGCGGCAUGAUGAUAAAGAGAAACUUUUAGCGGACCAGAGAAGACUUAAGCGCGAGCAAGAAGAGGCCGAUAUUGCAGCUCGCCGCCACACAGGUGUCAUCCCGACGCAUCAUCAGUUUAUCACUAAUGAGCGCUUUGGGGACCUCCUCAAUAUAGAUGAUACCGCAAAAAGGAAAUCUGGGUUAGAGAUGAGACCUGCCCGAGCCAAAUUUGACUUUAAAGCUCAAACACUGAAGGAACUGCCUUUACAGAAGGGAGACAUUGUUUAUAUCUACAAACAGAUUGAUCAGAACUGGUAUGAAGGCGAACACCAUGGCCGGGUGGGAAUCUUCCCACGCACCUACAUCGAGCUUCUUCCCCCAGCUGAGAAGGCUCAGCCCAGGAAGUUGGCGCCCGUGCAGGUUUUGGAAUAUGGAGAAGCAAUUGCAAAGUUUAACUUCAAUGGUGAUACACAAGUAGAAAUGUCUUUCCGAAAGGGGGAGAGGAUCACGUUGCUCCGACAGGUGGAUGAGAACUGGUACGAAGGCAGGAUUCCUGGAACAUCCCGCCAAGGCAUCUUCCCCAUCACCUAUGUAGAUGUGCUUAAGAGGCCAUUAGUGAAAAACCCUGUGGAUUACAUCGACCUGCCUUAUUCUUCUUCCCCAAGCCGCAGUGCCUCUGCGAGCCCACAGUGUACUAGUCACAGCAAGUUCAUCAUGCCAGCCCCUUCAUCUCUACCCCACCCCCACCGAGCCCUGUCCCCUGAGAUGCACGCCAUCACCUCCGAGUGGAUCUCGCUGACUGUUGGGGUCCCAGGCAGGCGUUCUCUGGCCAUGACACCGCCUUUGCCUCCUCUGCCUGAGGCCUCUAUCUAUGACACGGACCACUUGGCCUUGUCAGCGAGGGCCCGUUCCUCCUUGCCACUCAGCCUCCCCUAUUCGAGUCGGUCAGAUCACUCUACCCUGCGCUCAGUGGUUUCCCCACUGGCCCUGCCUCCACCCCACAAAGCCUACUCACUGGCACCCAGUGCCCAGGCGCCUCUUCACGUCAAUGGAGAUGGUGGUAUUCACAUUCGCCAAGAUGGCUUCUCCCAGCCACCACUUGGGAACUCUGAUAGGGUCAUCUCAGAGCUUAGUGAUGCCUUUAGCAGCCAGAGCAAGAGACAGCCCUGGCGAGAAGAUGGACCAUAUGAGAGGAAAGCAGAGAGCGAGGCAGGUGAGAGAUGCCCUGGUGGACUCAAGAUCUCUAAGAAGAGCUGCUUGAAGCCUUCAGACGUGGUCAGGUGCCUGAGUUCUGAGCAGAGACUGUCAGAGUUCCACACUCCUGAGGACAGCCAGUCCUGCAAGCCUCUGAGUAGCCCUUUCCCAGCGUGGGAAGCUGGGCCACCAGAGCUUCACAGAGGUGUCGGGGCUGACAGGAAGGCUGCUCAGAGUGGUGUGAGCCAGCCUUCUCAUCAUUCAUUGAGCGCAGGACCUGAUCUCACAGAAUCUGAAAAGAACUAUGUGCAACCUCAAGCCCAGCAGCGAAGAGUCACCCCAGACAGGAGUCAACCUUCACAGGAUUUAUGUAGCUACCAAGCAUUAUAUAGUUAUGUGCCGCAGAAUGAUGAUGAGUUGGAACUCCGAGAUGGAGAUAUUGUUGAUGUCAUGGAAAAAUGUGAUGAUGGAUGGUUUGUUGGUACUUCGAGAAGGACAAGGCAGUUUGGUACUUUUCCGGGCAACUAUGUAAAACCUUUAUAUCUAUAAGAAGACUGAAAAGCACAGAGAUUAUUUUUAUCAGAGGAUGAAGCAGCAUUCAUGACCUGGCUUCUUUAUUUAAAUAUUGAGUCAGAAGGAAAAUUAAUGCAGUUGGUAAAGGAAGAAUUCAAAGAGAAGAACAGGGACUUGUGUUUAAAACCCACUGCGUAUCAGGGCUUAACUGUGUGCUGAGGAAAUCGGUAUUUACAAAGCUGCUUCUGGGAGCUGCUCCAGACCCCACCACUUGGAUAAUAUGAUCUGGAGUAGUGUCUAUAAGCAGCGUUAGCCAAAACAUGUGCCCAGUUGUUACCCACUCCCAUUUUAAAGGGGUCCCUUGGGGCCAGAUAGGUCAGUCCCCACCCAUGUUCCAAACAGGCUCAAAGCCUAAGAAUCAUUGACAACCCCUGCCUCUAUCCCUGGCUGUUCCAGAGCCAGCAGACCCCAAGUGCUUCUAGAGGCUGGUCAGCGUUCCUGAGGUUUUCCUUCAGCACCAUGAUUUGAUGAGGUCCAGGAGAAGAGAAAUGGAGGCAGACCAGGCACCCUGGCAUUCAGCAUGCUGGGUGACAUUGCCCUUUACUGCCCUGAUACUCAGACAGAAGAGCGUGCCAUGUUUGUCCUGAGCUUUGGAGCAGGUGGCCAGGCAGAUGGGUUACAUUCAUGUUUCCACAUAAUUAAGCCAGUCACCUUGGAGGUCACUUGGAGUGUUCUCCUUCCCUGGUCACCAUCACUGGCUGGGCAGGGUUAGCUAUGCCUUUUUUCUCUGGCUUAGUAUGGCCUUGACACACCUAAGCCCAUAGAACAAGACUGGUCUCUUAUUAGUUCUCUUAGCGUGUGUAGAUGUGAGCUGGGGCACCAGAGUAAGAGACUCCCAGACCUAGGAAGGGACACUGUGCCUCCACUGUUGCCUCUCCACUGUUGCCUGUGGAGCUCAAAGACCACCCAGAACUGUUGUCCCCCUAGCCCUUGCCCCCUCCUCCCCACCACCCCAGGCCAGUGAGGCACAUGGUGAGGCCUCCAUUCAGAGCUGCCUUGGGUAUGAAGCAGCAAUUCUCCUCCUGGUGGCAACCAGGAGUCUGUCCUCUGUGAGCCCGGGUUGUAAGGAGGGGACUGCUUUGACACCGGGGUGUUUAGUGUGGUUUACUGUGAUUCUCUGCUAGAUCCCUAACUGACUCAAAGAUAGGUGUGGCCUGUUCCCAGAGUUGAGCCUGCCAGGGGCUCAGCCGCAGGGCACGGAAGAUGUAGGGAAAGAAGCCCAAUCUAGAGAGACUGUGAUAUGUGCAGAGGGUGUGAGAAGAAGGGGUGAAUUUCUGCUGAGGGGGGCCCCGUAGAAAGCACUGUCAGGUUUCCAUCUCCCUCAGCUCACUUCUGAGCAUCGAGGAUGCUGGGAGAAACUUUGUCUGAGGGUAGUUUAUGUCUGGAAAUUCUUGGGAUUUUUUUUUUCCAGAGUCUGAUACUCUUAUUCUACCCACAAAUACAUGUACAAGGUCACAAAUGCCAGGAGUUGUUGGUGAUAGGGGUAUGUACUGGAACCCUGGCUCUCUGCAAGCAGUUCAAAAUCACCCUAACCACUGUCCCCAAGUCGGGAGUCUUUACAAGCCCGUAACUUUUGUCUUCAGUGAUUCCUCCACUGCUAUCCUAGAUAGCCUAGGAUCCCACAGGCUUCCCCCACCCACCCGUCAGCCACAGUUCUCCAAGGAUGCUCUCAGAAAGGAAACUGCCAACUAUUGAUUCACGCUGAAAUAUGAAUGACGGGUAGGAGGAAUGUGUUACCUCUUCCUGGAGACAUUUACAAUUGGGGGAGAGCAGAGCCUUUAAUCCCAAGGGAAAAUGGAGUGGAACCAAAGGCGUAAAAGCUUCCCAGGCAGAAAAGACCUGGUGACUCUGACCUGUUGCUUUGGAAGCUCUGCACCAGCCAGCAGCACUGCCCUGCUUCUUCUUCUAAUUUUUUUUUACCUUUGCCCCUCUCAAAGAGCAUAUAGAAAAAAAAAAAAAAAAAGGAAUUCGUAUGUGCAUUUUUUAACCCAUUUGGAAUGCAGUUCUUGCUCUCUCCUAGAUGCCAAUCAUGAAUAGUAUGAAAUAGUAUCUAAAUUUCCUGAGGGGUGCUUUUUGAUUAAGUAGGUCAUUUCAAACACCCCUUUAAAUGCAGCUAGAAAAUAAAACCAUUUUGUAAAAGCCACAUUUGCAUCCAGUGCCAGCCUAGCACAGAGUAUCUCCCGAAAUCCAGGUAUGCCCACCUUUAAUAAAAUCUCUCCAACUUCUGAUGUAUGAGGAAAAACAAAACAAAACAAAAAAAAAGGGAAGGUUUCCAAUUACUCUUUUGUCUUCAGACGUUUAGUAAUAUAAAGUACCUAUUUUUAUGCUGAAAUGUUUAUACAGGUUUAUUAACAGCAAGCGCAACUAACUGGCGGCAUGCCUCACAUCACGUUUUGAUAUAUUAGCCAUGCUUCCAGAUAAAGGCAAGCCCGAAACUACUCACCUUUUGCAGUCUCUCUGGGAUCAGUAAAAGAAAAAAAACAUCAUAUGUUUGAGAAGUGGGACUGUAAAUAUGUAAUGUAUAUUUAACUUUGUGGAGCCCAUGUACCUACCUUGUAUAGAAAAAUAAUUUUUAAAACUUGAGUGGAAAGGAAGUAAAAUAAGAAAGUCAUGAAGGUUUUUUUUUUCCACUUUUAUUUAAAUGAAGGAAUUUCAAAUAAUUCACCUGCGGACUUUUAGCACAAAAAUAGUCCUUGGAAAUUGUUAACUGGGGAAGAGAAGACAACUAUAAUAUCAUUUACAGUUUUCUUUCUGCAGUCCUUCUUAUCUGCAUUAGUAUUAAGUCAUAUUGCUGAAAUAGGUUACUACCAGAAAAGGAGUAUAACCAGAAGAAAAAAAGACCUGAUAUAUGUAACCUAUUAAAUUUAAAGUACUGUCUUUAAAUUCCACAUCAAACGCAUGUACUAUGCAGACACAGGUUUUUUGGUUCAUUUAUUUUUCUUUAUUGCAGUGGAUUGAUUUGAUAGAUAUGUUGAAUUACUACCUUGCUGUACAUAUUAUUUAAUAAACUUUAUUCAGAAUUGCGUGGCA